AUGGAAACUGGCCCAACAACCACCAUCUCCUCCCACCCGAAGCCUCCGAUCAGAUCGGAACCAAACCCUAACCAUGCCGGAUUGUGCUCAAUCUACACCGAUGCAGCGUGGAACCCUGUGACGGGACAUGCAAGGCUUGGUUGGGUUCUUGAUGAGCUGGCCUCUCCAUCUCAACACCUAUGUGACCUCUACCUUUGUAUCGUCCCCCUUUUGGCAGAAUCAUUGGCUGUACUGGCGGCCAUAACCUUUGCUCACUCUCGAGGGAUCGACUCCAUUCAACUCCAUUCAGACUCUCAGACCCUGAUCAAUACGAUCAACCGACGGGACAUGAAUUUGGAGAUCUUCGACAUCCUUCAAGACAUCUAUCUCUUUGCUUCGCUGUUUAAGUCUAUCACUUUUAUUUUUAUUCCAAGAGCUGCAAAUGUCUUAGCGGACUCAAUUGCUAAACAGACCCUAUGGGCCCUAAACUCUAUCUAG
This is a messenger RNA of Raphanus sativus (radish), 477 nucleotides long. RefSeq lists its product as uncharacterized. The transcript has a single exon. The record is from RefSeq and is a predicted model, not a curated record. NCBI's taxonomy places the organism in Eukaryota, Viridiplantae, Streptophyta, Magnoliopsida, Brassicales, Brassicaceae. Gene Ontology annotation, molecular function: nucleic acid binding; RNA-DNA hybrid ribonuclease activity. The coding region runs from base 1 to 477 and encodes 158 amino acids.